AUAACGUGUGGCCUCCCCAUCUUUUCCUGCCUCGUUUCUUUUCUCCAUUGAGUCCGAAACAAGGGUUGCGAUCUGCAACGCAUGAAACGUCAGAGAGAGACCAUGAAGAAUGUGUCGAGGAUCAAGUUCUUGCAUUGCUUUAGACGACCCGUCAUCGAGGACAUGAUGCUCGAGCCCAGGCGUAGGCGGAACCAGCUCAUGCAUCUUUUGAUCGAUGAGGACGACAAUGAGAGAGCAAGCGUGAAACCACCGUAUGCUCGAUCGAGAAAGCAUAGCUUUUCGCGCAUGUUGAAGUCCGCUCUCUUCUACACCGCUUUGGCUCGGACUAUCCGCCGGAAAAGAAGUAGUUCAUUUCGAAACUCAUUGUUGACGAAACACUGUCCUUCAAUGGAUGCCGAACCAAGGGGGUCGUUAUGUGAUAACAACGAUCAGAAGCUUAUCGAUGAUCAGGCAAAUCAUUUUUCUUCUACCUCUCUUUCUUCAGGUUCAAGUUCGGCAUUAGAGUACGUGGACUGUGUGUCCAAACAGUGGUCUCACGGUGGAUUCUUGUACAAUGGCUCAUCAAUGAAGCAAGAGCAAAGCCCAGAUCAUCAAGAUCAGUCACGAACGAAACGAGCCAAACUUGAUAUGGCAUAUCUGCUGUUCAUUAGUCUGAUGGGGACAGUGUUGUGUGGCAGAGCUUAUGCAAUGGUCUUUGCAUUGAUGUGGCUUCUUGUGGUGACUCGCCGGCUUUGCUGGAGCGUCACUGACAAUGAUGAUGAUGUGAGGACAGGAAGACAGGAGAAAGUGAAGGUUUCGCAGGCAGAGACUGAUGAGAAGAAGUGAAGAAAGACUGUAGCGCAGUUAAUUAUGGAUGUGCUAGGGAGGAUGCGUGAAAGGAACCGUCCCAAAAAAUGAAGAGAGGACCGCUCUUGCAUUAAAUCUUUUACGUGAAAAUGCUGUCUCGCGUGAUAGAUCGAGCUUAGCGUCUAGCUAGUUAGUAGACUUUUGGCGA
Molecule: messenger RNA, 994 nt
Organism: Eucalyptus grandis
Lineage: Eukaryota; Viridiplantae; Streptophyta; Magnoliopsida; Myrtales; Myrtaceae
Exons: 2
Coding region: 82-825 (247 amino acids)
Source: RefSeq, a predicted model, not a curated record